Messenger RNA from Cylindrotheca closterium, 696 nucleotides. The record is from the annotation of a GenBank genome assembly. NCBI's taxonomy places the organism in Eukaryota, Bacillariophyta, Bacillariophyceae, Bacillariales, Bacillariaceae.
AUGACCGAUUGCAAUCCCAAUCGAAUCCCCGCUACUGGUCCCCUUGGCAAAGAUCCUGAUGGUGAACCUAUGAACGAAGAAUGGAACUAUCGAUCAAUUGUCGGAAUGUUAAUGUACCUCUCGACAAAAACACGACCAGACAUUACCUUUGCUGUCAGCCAAGUGGCACGAUUCUCCUCUGAUCCAAAGCAAUCCCAUGCAACUGCCGUGAAAACAAUUCUUCGUUACCUGAAACGCACUCGCACAAAAGGCAUGAUCAUCAAGCCUACAGGAAAACUAAACCUUGAUUUGUUUGUCGAUGCCGACUUCUGUGGACUCUAUAAUACAGAGCCUCACACUGAUCCAAACUCCGCCGAAUACAAUGCUCUCUCUUCUGCUCUAAAGACCUUAAUUCCAUUGAAGCGCCUUCUCAUUGAAGCCACCGACCACGUUGAACUUGACAACGGCAUCCGCGCCACCAUUCGGGCCUCAGCAAUUGAAGACAACCAAGGACCAUAUUUUCUGGCCACCAAUCAAAGAAUCACAUCUCGCACCCGCUGGUAUCUCAACAAGUGGCACUGGUUCUGGCAACACGUCACCAAAGAUGGUGUUGGCCCAGAAACUGUUGCCAUCCACGAGCUGGACACAUCGCUCCAAGAUGCUGAUUACUUCACAAAGGCACAGUCUUGUGAACCUUUCGAGAGCAAUCGCUUUUGA